Echinococcus granulosus is the source of this 1395-nucleotide messenger RNA. RefSeq lists its product as hypothetical. NCBI's taxonomy places the organism in Eukaryota, Metazoa, Platyhelminthes, Cestoda, Cyclophyllidea, Taeniidae. The transcript has a single exon. Bases 1 to 1395 code for a protein of 464 amino acids. The record is from RefSeq and is a predicted model, not a curated record.
AUGGAUAAGCCCUCCGGACCCACAAAGGGGAACAAAGAGGUGCAAAUAAGGACCCCCCUGCGUUUUCUUGAUCAUGCAAAGUUGAGGAAAAACCAGCAACUUGAAACAGUAUUAAGGCAAGAAUGCUUAAAUUCGCAUUCCGCAUCCAUUGCCACCACCACAUAUAUCGGGAAAAUCUUCAAUGAUCGUAUCGAAUUUGCUGCAGAAAAAAAUGCCAAAAAACCACCAAUAAAGAAGAUCAAAUUUACACAGGUGGAAAGAAUUAUACCAAAUGACGAUGACCUCUGUGUUCAUGUGGGUUGGCGACAGGGCAAAUCAGCCUUAGUUACCUCCUUUGCAUUCACGGAACAAACCGUUUAUAAUGGAUUUAUAAACAACCUCGAAAAUAAGCGAGGAUUCGUGCCGGAUUCGAAAAAUCGAGCAAGCCAAAGUGCAAAGGCGGGGACAUCCCAACGCAUAAGUAAUUCUUCUCCUUUACCGGAAUCAAAGGAGAACUUGAAACAGGAUGAAACUGCCUCAGAGCUGCCAAUUCAUAGACUUUUGAAUGCAGGCUAUGCAACGAGUUACAUUAUGUGGGAGGAACCUGAGGUGAGAGCCCACCAUGAUCUGAUGUCUACUGACUUGCAUAUGUCAAUAAAUAAAGCCUCUAACAUCUUGGAAACCAGUGGUGUUGAGGGGGAGGGGACAGUGGGGCAAGAGGAGGAGGAGGAGGAGGAGCAAACGGUGACCAGAGAUGAAAGUGCAGAUGCGAUACACCACUGUCCGUGUUGUGUACAACGCUCUGGCAUUAACCUGAAGCUUUCAAACCAUCAUCCCAAGGCUUAUGCACCGUCAUCGGAGAAAUGCCAAUCAUAUUCGAACUUCCCUGUCAAUUUGUCCCACAACUACAAGUGCUAUCGUCCUCACCAUCCAAGGACAGAGUCAUCAGUGACAGGGGAAUCUUUCACUGAUUAUGAUGAGUCCACGUUAGAGACCCUUGAUGACAGCGAUUCAGCAAUGCUGUAUCCACCAAGAUCUCGACCCAGAUCCCUACCUCCACCAAUUGACUGCUUGAGAAAUGUUGCCAGGCCAGCUGCAUCGAGACAGCGGCACCAGCCAACCCAACAUCGGCACAAAAACAUGUUCAAAGAGCCGCGUAGACAUCAACGAACAUGGACCAUUGAUUCGUCGUCAUCUUCGGGUUAUACUAGCUCCACCUUUCAUGAAGAUAGUCUAGAACUAAUUGUUGAUCCCACAACCGCUGGGCAAUACAUCCGAAACCAGAAACGCUAUGUGACAGGAAGAGUACGAUCAAAAGCUAGGAAAGAGCCAGUCUUCUAUUAUCGAAAAAAUAUUCCCAGUUUGCCUCCAUUCCCUCGAGUAAGAAAUUAUGAUCAGCUCCACGCAGUUAUUUAA